UCAACCCAAUUCAAAACUACACAAAACCGCUACAUAUACCGUCCAGUUGAGCUUUUUGGAUACUCACUACAAUACUGCAAAGCUCUGUUAUCAUCGUCGCCGAACCCACGCCAAUCAGACAGUCAGAAUGGGCGCCAGCGCAAAAAGGAAGAAGGAGAAGCAGAAGGAUUUCCAGAAACCCAAGUUGAAGGUCGGAAAGGCCAAGGCCAAGCCGGAGAACUUCACAGAUACCAGCUUCAAGUCAAAAUCAAUCGUCCUAAACCAACAAUCUCUAAAACUAUCCGCCCCCUCGGCAUCAACACAAUUCACCCACCACCUCUCUCUCCUAUCUAGCAAAUCAGACUCGCAGCGCCGGGACUCACUCGCGCACCUUACAACGACAAUCGCAUCCCGACCGGUGAAUUCCCCUCUCCCGCAACCCGUAAGUCUCCUCCUCCCGCACCUCCUCCCCUUAACCCUCGACGCAAACUCCGGCGUGCGGACAAACCUCCUCAAGCUCCUGCGCGCACUGCCGGAGUCUGACGUCGCCGACCACGUUGGCCAACUCCUCCCCUACAUCCGCGCCGGGAUGACGCAUCUCGCGCCGGAUAUCCGGGUGUCGAGCGUUGAGGUGCUAGGCUGGUUAGUCGAGGUUGCGGGGUCCGAGGUCGUGAGUUGUGCGGGCGGGUGGGUGAAGACGCUGAACUGUUUCCUGUCGGUGCUCGGGUGGCACACGGAGGCGUCGUCGAAGUGGACGACAAGCGAGACGAAGCCCGCGGCGAGUUUCGGCAAGGCGGGUGCCAAGGGGAAGCCGCAGGUGAAAGUGCUUUCUGUGCUUGCGGCGUUUCUGGAUGCGGGGAUUGGGUCGGAGGCGAUUGGGGAUGAUGAUGGGGAUUCGGACAUGGAUUCGGGGUUUCCGGUUCGGCAGUUUCGCGCGCAGAUGAUUCCGCAGACGGCGGUGCCGUAUGCGUAUCUGAAUCUGUUUGGCAAGCCGCGGGAUGAGGAGGGGGAGAUGUAUGAGACGCGGGAGGACCGGUGGAGGGUGUUUGAAGCGAGGUUUUUGGCUGCAGUUGAGAAGGGCGUCGAAGGAGCGCGGGCUGAGGGGGGUGAGGUUGGCAGGGCGAGUGCGGGAGUUAGGAAGGUGCUGGUUGAGGCGAGGGGGUGAUCCGACAGCGCGCGAUCUACGAAUAAGGAGAGAAUGGAAUGGGAACUUGAGGCCUAAAUGGGCAUAUUUUGCCAGCGCGAAGGGCGUCCAUCCCGCCUCUACGGAUCGGAAGCAAGCCCAACAGGCGAUUUUCCUCACGAUAUCAUGUUCCUGCUUGGACAAGACGAUUGACAAAUGACAUGGCAAACGAAUUCGCAUCAUGAGCGCUCAGCAAUGAAACCGGCACAUCAAACACUACGAUGCCUCGACGCCUUGGUCCUCAUGUGCAGAGCCGGAUACUCAUGAACCAAAGGCAUCAUCGUCAACUUCGAUAUUUCCAUCGCACCUUCCUCAUCCUCUCAUACAACCGUCCACCAGGGGAGGAGCGACCAAGAGUACCUGCCAUAUUUGGAGCAAGCUCUGCAUCGGUCGUACCUUCCUUGGAAUAUAGCUAGAUAGGUACGCUUAAGGAAAGAGCGAACAUCGCACCUUCUGUAUUCGAUUAUGAAAUUUGAGAGGCAAGUGAUAAGUUCUGUACUUUGGCUGUCUACGCACGUGCUCUUAUCCCGUAAAUUGCGUUAUCAGACCAAGCGAACAACACCCCCACCCCCGUGCCUUGGCGAUCAAAUCAGCAAGGUGAUCCAGCACACGGAAAUGAUCCGAAGGCAACAAGCACAUAAAUCGGAG
Messenger RNA from Aspergillus calidoustus, 1810 nucleotides. The record is from the annotation of a GenBank genome assembly. Lineage: Eukaryota; Fungi; Ascomycota; Eurotiomycetes; Eurotiales; Aspergillaceae.